AUGGCUAGAUCAAAGGGCACUCCUCAAGCCACUGUUCCCGCGAAGCGCGCCGGCACACGAACCUUCAACUUUACGGCCAAGCGUCGGCAGCUGGACAAUUCUAGGCAAAGCAACAAUACUGGAACAUGCAGUCUCGGCAAUACACGUCACGAAGAGGCUAUGGUUGGCAGCGGCGGAACCGAAGACAAGAUUAAGAGACAGAGUGACGCAUGCUUCAUAAAAGUUGAACUGUCUGAGAACGAGAGUGACGACGCAGCCGGGGACAUCGAUUUUAGCGGAGAGGUUGGCAAGCCCGGGCACAAUCUCUUUAGCCAUACACCCGGCGCACAAGCAAUUCCCCCUAAGAUCUCACCAACAGCCACUACAUCUUUGUCCCAGGAAAUGGAGCCAACUGCUGUACCUGGAUUUGUCGCACAGAUAACACAUUAUCAACCUCAGAGAUUACCUGAACUAACUCGUCGAUUCUCUGCCAGGGCUGCCAGUCUUUUGGAGGACUACGUUCGCGACGUUACUGCUGAACAUGCAGCCUUUCAUGAGAAAUCUUCGUUCGCGGUUCGAGAGAAGGAUGACCUUGCAAAAGUGAUUAUGGAACGCGAUGAACGGAUCCAGGCGCUUCAACGAGCCGUCCGUGGCCAUGAAAAGGAUUACUCGGCACUCUACUCUAAACUCCUGGCUGAAAUCCACGAGAGAGAGAUAACGAAAAGGGAACUAACAGACCGUGAUAAAGCCAUCAAUGAGAUGCAGAAGAUGCUUUUAGCUCAGCGCAACGUGGCCGAAGCACAGAGCAAAAAGAUACAGACUCUCAGUGAGGCUGUCAAAACCCGCGACACCCGUAAUCGACAGCUCGAGGACAGGUUCCUGGCCCAGACCCAGAUAAUCAAUACUCAGUCAGCAAACAUCGAAUCGCUGGCGUGCACUAUAAACCACAGUAAUUUCGACAUCAAUGCCCUUCAGGGAUCACUCGCGUCUCGCCGACAAGAGACUCAAGCCCAAGCACAGCAGAUAGAAGCCCUAAGGAAAGCGGUCAAAUCCGGCCACACCUACAUCCAGGACCUUGAAACCAAGGCCCUGGCGCAGACGGAGACGAACAAACUUCAGGCUGCGAACAUUCAAGCUCUUACAAGAACAGUCAGCGACCGUGACACAGAUGUUGAUGGCCUUCAAGAAGCACUCGCAUCGCAGUCCAAGGAAGUCAAAACCAUGGAAAGGCAGAACAAAGGUCAAGCAAAACAGAUUGAAGUCCAGGAGAGCAGGAUCCAAGCCCUACAAAGAACAGUGCACUUACGUGGUGUCUUUAUAAAACAGCUUGAAGAAAAGUUUGCGAUGCAGAGAGAGAGAGUCAAGAGCCAGACCGCAAAUGUCCAAGCUCUUGCAAAGACCGUCAGCGAGCGCGAUGACUCCAUUCGCGGGCUUCAACGAUCUCUGAGCGCUCAGUGCGCUAAAACUGAACUUGAAGCAGGACAGGUCAAGGCUUUCGCGAAGACAGUCAAGGGUUGCGAGAGCUGUUUCCGCCAGCUUAAAGGCGAGCUUUGGGAGUGGAUGAAGUAUGAGGCGGGAGACAAUGAACCUUCUGCGGAGUAUGUCAAGGAGCACUUCCAUGUUGACAUUAAGAAGUUUGAGGAUGUUAUCGACAAACAUGCAAAUAGUGGUAGCUGA
Aspergillus mulundensis is the source of this 1656-nucleotide messenger RNA. RefSeq lists its product as uncharacterized. The record is from RefSeq and is a predicted model, not a curated record. The coding region runs from base 1 to 1656 and encodes 551 amino acids. NCBI's taxonomy places the organism in Eukaryota, Fungi, Ascomycota, Eurotiomycetes, Eurotiales, Aspergillaceae. The transcript has 2 exons.